Molecule: messenger RNA, 666 nt
Organism: Glycine soja
Lineage: Eukaryota; Viridiplantae; Streptophyta; Magnoliopsida; Fabales; Fabaceae
Product: anoctamin-like protein At1g73020
Exons: 4
Coding region: 187-633 (148 amino acids)
Biological process (GO): chloride transmembrane transport
Molecular function (GO): chloride channel activity
Source: RefSeq, a predicted model, not a curated record
AAUAGCUAAUUUAUCUUUUAUUUCUCAAGACACAAGAAGAAUGAGAAAGGAGAAGCAAGAGAAAAGUUCCAAUUUACUUCUAGAGUAGAGAAAGAAUACCUGAAGCCCCUCUUACUCUGCUAGCAUUGGUGAGGAGCUUGAAGAUGGCUAUUUGAUGAUUUCUUAGAAUUGGCAUUGCAGUUUGGAAUGAUUUUGAUGUUUGCUUGCGCAUUCCCACCUGCAUUUGCUUUUGCUGCUGUGAACAACCUUAUGGAGAUCAGGACAGAUGCAUUGAAGCUGCUAGUAAUUUUGAGGCGGCCUGUUCCUCGUGCCGCUGCAACAGUAGGAGUCUGGCUUAACAUAUUUCAGUUUCUUAUACUGAUGUCUAUAUGCACCAACUGUGCUAUUUUAGCAUGGCUAUAUGAUGAGGAGGGAAAUUGGAAAAUAGAGCCUGGACUUGCAGCAAUUUUAAUCAUGGAGCAUGUCCUCUUGUUGACUAAGUUUGGUUUCUCUCGCUUCUUUCCUGAGGUGAUUGUUUUGCUUCCCAAAAGUAAGUGUAUGUUUGAAAAUACUUUUAAAACUCUAUUGGUUGUAAGGCUGUUUCCAUAUUCAUAUUCAUUUUUAUAUAAUGUAGGUACCAAACAUUCUCCAUAAGCGAGUCUAGUGCGUAGUUUGUAGUUUGUUAAA